AGAUAUGCUGAUUUUCCACAACUUCCAUAAACACAUCGCCAUCAACCGCUUUAAAGGGUGUAUUUAAGUAGUUUUAGUCAUAUUCCAUUAUAUAUUCGCUAAGACGAUCUGUAAUCGGUGAUCACUCAAUAGAGGAAAGGCGAUAGCCUUUCAUAAAUGCGAAUACUAAGGAAACGGGAAUCACCAAAUUGAAUUUUAGACACAAAGCAUAUUUAUAAGAAUCUAUUCAAUUUAUCGCAACGGUUGAAAGGACCUAUGUGAGCUAUUAUUCGCACGAUACACCCCUCAAGUGUCUUACGUCAGUGCCGUAGUACUUAGAUACACAAGCAAAAUGAUGAGACAAACACCGCUCAUAAAUAGGCCUGAAAUGGCCGAUAUGAUGGAAUUAGGCCAAGGUGUGAAGAAAGUUGAAUGGAUAACUGAUUCAAGGUCACCUCUAUCUGGUACAUUUAUUGUAUACCUUGAAGAUCAUACAUUUGGGACACUAAUAAGAUCACGACUCAGUAAAGACGAACGUGUUGCCUUCGUCGGAUACCGUAUGCCACACCCACUUGAAAACAAAUUGGAAAUUAGACUUAGAUGUAAAGUUGAUAGCCCCUUUACAGUGAUGUUGAAUGCAAUCUCAAGUGUACGUUUGAACAUAGGUCACCUGAAAAAGGUAUACUUGUCAACGCUUAGAGAAAAGGGAGCUAGGCUGUAGAAGGAAUAUUGCCGAGCUAGCUCUGUGAUUCCACGGCUGAACGUAUAUAAUACAUCAGCGACAAGCCUCACGGGAUAUACCACAUAUGUGUAUUCAACACACAGUUAACACACUAUAUCGCUAAUUUUUAAUACAAACCGUGUC
This is a messenger RNA of Babesia bovis T2Bo, 844 nucleotides long. Its product is annotated as RNA polymerase Rpb3/Rpb11 dimerization domain family protein. The transcript has 4 exons. NCBI's taxonomy places the organism in Eukaryota, Apicomplexa, Aconoidasida, Piroplasmida, Babesiidae. Gene Ontology annotation, biological process: transcription by RNA polymerase II. The record is from RefSeq and is a predicted model, not a curated record. Gene Ontology annotation, molecular function: protein dimerization activity; DNA binding. The coding region runs from base 332 to 700 and encodes 122 amino acids. Gene Ontology annotation, cellular component: RNA polymerase II, core complex.